Messenger RNA from Hymenoscyphus albidus, 6742 nucleotides. Lineage: Eukaryota; Fungi; Ascomycota; Leotiomycetes; Helotiales; Helotiaceae. The record is from the annotation of a GenBank genome assembly.
GUCCAAUUUGUUUCAACUCUUUUGUGAAAACACUAAUCCACCUUCACGCUACAUCCGCACUCUGGACACCCUCUCCCUUCUUCCAUCUCCAGACGUUGCUGCGCCUAUUAUUGCCGUUGGUCAAGACGCAGGCACUGAAGAGGAUAUACUCAUACCUAGGUAUACUACUGCCACUGCGUACACACCAGGUCCCACUGCCUACGCACACGCACACGCUGACGCUGCUGCGACACCGCGAUCUGAUAAGAUUAAUUCACGCUCCCAGCGUCAACAGCCUAGGCCAGUACCGCACGACAAAUCAACACUCCUUCACCUUCACCUUCACCCCUGACGCGUAAGACACUGACACACACCACCAACACCGACACCACCCAGACCAAAUUAAUUAAAAAAAAAACAUCUCCGAGAGUCCGAUCUUCCACCUCUCCUCCACCUCCAUGGAAUAGAGCACGAAUGUCCACAGUCGAGUAACUUCUACACAAUCAUUACUACCAGCCCCAGCUCCCGCGCCACACCACCAAAAUUUCGACUCCGAUUGUCCUCUCCGUCCGACCCAUUUUGUCGCAACGACAGCUACGACAGAGCCAUGGCCAGCUCUCCGCCAGAGUCGCCGGCGAGCGUACCCUCACGGCCGUUGAGCGCAAUGAUGCGUCCACCAAGAACAAAUAGUCGCAUGAGCAUGACAAGCAAGACUGGCGGAAGUCGAGCAUCUGAUGAGGAUAGCAGAACGGCUGUCAAAGUUGGUAAGCGCGUUUCCCACUCUAUGACAUCUAAAGUCCAGAUUCUAACGAUGGCCCCCCAGCUGUUCGUGUACGACCGCCACUCAAAUCCACCGACCCGGGGUAUGAACUCAUUCCACAAAGAUUCCAGCGAUCCAUGGUCCAGGUUACCUCGCCGACAAACCUAUCCAUUGACUCACCACAAGGCCGCAAAUUAUUUGUGUUCGACCGAGUUUUUGGUGAAGAUGUAGAUCAGGAAGGGAUUUGGGAUUACCUAGUUGAGAGCACCAAUUCAUUUGUACAAGGUUACAAUGUAUCCAUGCUGGCAUAUGGCCAGUCUGGCGCCGGAAAAUCGUAUACCAUGGGAACCUCUGGUCCGGGGGAGCAGGACGAUUCAGAUGUGAUGGGUAAGUGAAAUACAGAAUUAUGAAAUAUCCCAAUCCGUUUCUCUGAUAGGCAAGAUGAGUCGGAAACUAACGUAAAUCUGCUUCUAGGUGUGAUUCCACGUGCGGGCAUGGCGCUCUUCGAGAAGCUAGAUGGCGGUCGAGCACCCUCGUCUAGUAGUCGAAAUUCUGGAAUUCGAAGUCCCUUGAGAUAUUCCAUGAACGCCGCUGGGGGUUUGCCAAAAGGAACAGAAAAGAAUUGGACCCUGAAAGCCACCUACGUCGAGAUCUACAACGAGCAAUUACGAGAUUUGUUGCUCCCAGACCACACCCCUCUAGGCGAGAGAGGACAAGUUGCCAUUCGAGAAGAUGUGAAAGGCCAUAUUCUUUUGACGGGGUUGCACGAGAUUGAGAUCAAUUCGGUGGAAGACCUCAUGAACGCCCUAAACUUCGGAUCCAGCAUUCGACAAACGGACGCCACCGCUAUCAACGCCAAGUCGUCACGCUCACACGCUGUAUUCAGCUUAAAUCUCGUCCAACGUAAGAACAAGUCACAAACGGCGACACCAAAGGCCGAGCGGCGAUUAUCUGUACCUUUGGAAGCAAUGACUGGUGGAGAUUCCAUGGUCACAAUUGACAGCAAGCUCCAUUUUGUCGAUUUGGCCGGUAGUGAGAGAUUGAAAAAUACGGGCGCCAUGGGAGAUAGAGCCAAGGAAGGAAUUUCCAUCAAUGCUGGCCUAGCUAGUCUAGGAAAGGUCAUCUCGCAAUUGUCAGCUCGUCAGGCAGGGGGUCACGUAUCUUAUCGCGAUUCUAAACUUACGCGUCUACUGCAAGAUUCUCUAGGUGGUAAUGCCAUCACGUACAUGAUUGCUUGUGUUAACCCCGCAGAAUUUCAUCUGAGCGAGACUUUAAAUACGGUCCAGUAUGCACAGCGUGCUCGAGCAAUCCAGAGCAAGCCACGCAUCCAGCAGGUGUCGGACAAUGAAGGAGACAAGCAGGCUGUGAUCGAUCGCUUAAAGGCUGAGGUUGCCUUUUUGCGCGAGCAAAUUCGAAAUACCGAGCGUUCAGGAGAUCGGCGCCCAGCCGCCACUAGUGAGAGACCCGAGCGACAAAAUGAACGCGAAAUGGAGCUUCAAAAUCAGCUAUUAGACACCCAGGAAAACUACACUACUUUAAGCCAGCGACAUGCUAAGCUGAUUUCUGAGAUGGCCAAAGCCCGUGAUGGCGAGAUUGCUGACAGUCAAAACUUCGAGGAUACCCUUGGUGAGAGUGCAACAGAGCGCCUGAAACGAUCAAACUCUUUUGCCGAAGCCGUGGAACAAGUUGUGUUGGAGUACGAAAAGACGAUUCAAAGCUUGGAGCAAUCACUGUCCAGCACACGAGGCUCUUUAUCUAAUACAGAAACUGCUCUUCUUGAAAAGGAGACGAAGUGCGCCUAUGCGGAGACGGUCAAUCAACAGUUGCAAGCACGACUACAGAAACUCCUGGAUCGAGAGGCUAACAACGAGACUUACCUUCACGACCUGGAACAAAAGUUGCAUGGUCACACCUCAGGCGAUGAGAAGAAUUCAACAAUUAUGAUGGAGCUUCGAAAGGAGAUUGCUCGUAUCCGUGAGAAUGAGGCAACCAACGAAGACUAUAUCUCGACCUUGGAAGAGCGCCUGGCUGAGGCAGAUCAAGAUGCUGAGUUGAUGCAACGUGAAAUUGAUCGACUGGAACAUGUUGUCGAGCGUCAACGCAGCUUGGGCAAAUUGGAUAAUCUGUUAUACGAGCUAGAUCACAUCCAACAAGAUGGUAAGAUGCCGGAAUCCGAACAGAAGCUUGUCAACGGAAACAGCAAGCUCAAAUCCGACGAUCAUUCUCGCCAAAGUCUUGUAGGCCGUCCAAGCCACAAGGACGUCAUUCCAGAGGAAGAUGAUAACCAUUUUGAGGUAACUGUAAGAACCGCUGCCGAAGGACCUGUAGAUAAUGGUGAGUCUAUCGAGACCGACUUAACCGAACCCGCUUCAGAAGACUCCCAAAGCAACCAGCAGUCUCUCCAUAGCCCCGCACAAUCGAAGUUUGUGGAAGAUAAACUGGAAAAUGUUACACAGGAGCUAUUUGACCUCAAAGUAGAGCACGAGUCCACUGUGGAUGAGUUCCAAGUUCUUCGCGCCAAGUACGAAGAAGCUCUUCGAGCCAUUGCGGAUCUUCAGGACGAAAAGCGACACCCCGCGAACAAUCAUCGGGAUUCGAUGCUAUCCUUAGCAUCCCCAACACUGACGAGACCCAAUUCUUUUUUACCCGACGCGAGGGUGGACGAGCUAAAGGAUGGAGGACAAUAUUCAUCCUCGCGAUCUCUCUCAUCGGAAUUGUCCUCGGCUGGGGAGUUGCCUGGUACAUUGACGGAGGAAACUUAUCCAGAGAACGUCAACAAUAAAACCGAUUCGGAUGGGCUAAAUAAAGAUGCCAAGAAUGAAGAGACGAUUGCGGUGGAGCUUGAGAGUUUGAGGGCGCUUGCGCAGGAAACGGAGCAAGCUCAAACACAAUUGAUAGAGAAAUAUGCCAAGUUGGAGGAGGAGCAUCUGGAAGCUCUUGACUUGGUGGAGGAGCUCAAAACGGAUCUGUCCAAGGCUAGACAGAUUGAGAGCAACUCUCCGCGCGCAGCAACCCCAGUCAUUCGUCGCAAAUCAUCUCAGAAUGUUAUGAUUAUCGACAAAGCUCAUCGGGCGUUUGCUUCGCUGCGUAACAUCGCCACUGAGAGCUUUGAAGACAGUCCAGACGUCAUGGCGAACUUUGAGCUUAAUUUGAACACCGCGAUGCAUGAGCUUCACUCUCGGUCUGAACGUGUCCAAGAGUUGGAAGCCGACAUUACGUCAGCGAGAAAAGAAAUGGAAUCUAAAAUGACCAUCAUUUCUGGUUUGACCCGCGAGCGAUCUAGUAUGGCUUCCAAACCUAUGGACAUGUCCGUAGUCUCUACCAUGCGGGAUCAAGUAUUGCAAAGUGAGAACCAAAUGCGGAUUCUCCACGAACAGCAUGCCACCCGGGAGAGGGAGUUGCAGGCUGAGAUUGACUCGCUCCGAGUUUCCCUGGACGCUCACCCCAAAGCUACGGACGUGGGUAAAUCUGUUUCAGAGGAGCAAGCUGCUCUCAACGAGGCUCAUGACAAAAAGAUUGCGGAGUUGGAGGCAGAGCUCUCAGGUUGGGAAGGGAGACACGCAAACGCCUUGUCAUCGAUGCAGACUUCCGAGAAGCAGUUGUUGGCGACCGUCGCCGAUCUUGAAAGCCAAAUUUCUAUGGUAAAGGAUGAUCGCCAACAACAGAAGCAGGUUGCCGGUGAUAAAGACGAAUUCGUUAGCAAUUUACAGAAGGAAAUUGAUGAGCACAAGUCUUCCUUGGCCACACAUUCCGCCCGUGUCGCAGAGCUUGAAGAGUCCCAUUCCGCAACCCUCGCUCAACUGGAGGAGGCAAGCAAAUCUAGAGAUAUGGCAAAUGCUGCAAAGGAGGAGCACGAAACACUUUUGGCUAGUCUCCAGCAACAGAUUGAAGAUCAUGAAAUGGUUGUCAAGGCUCAUAAAGACGGCCUUGAGAUCUUGCGGGCCAACCAUGCAUCUGAGAUUCAAACAAUGAAGGCUGGAUUUGACGCAGACCAUCAAGAACGAAUUGCACAGCUUUCUUCGAGACAUCAAGCGACUUUAGAAAACAUGCACCAUGAGCUUGCGGAGGCUCACGAAGGUCUUACCAAGAUUGCGACUCAAGUUGCUUUCGCCCUCGGACUAGAUGUUAGUAUUGAAAAGUUGGAGGAACGAAUUGACGAUCUGGUAGAAGACAAAAAAGCUUUGGCCGGUGAGCAGAAGAAACGUGCUGAGCUGGAAAUGCAUGUUACUGACCUCUCAGAUCUCAAUGAUUCAGUUGUGACUGAACUCGACUCUGUCAAGGCUGAACUUGCUAGCUUACUGGCUGAGACUCAGGAGGGCGCAAGAUUACGAGCAGAACACACAACUGUCUCUGAUCAACUCGCCGCUUUGAAGAAGGAGAUGACCAAUCUCGAGAACAAGAACAAGAAAAACUCGCGUUUGGUAGAUGAACUUGAAGAACAACUAGCAUCCAACUUUGAUCAGCACCAGAUUGCCAACAAUCGACUUUCUACCUUGCAAACGGAGCGAAAUGCUCAGUUGGACGAGGCCAACGCCAAUGUGGUUCGUGCUCAAACAGAACUCCAGGCCAUCAAGGAGGAAUACGCCACUCUUCAAGCAAGUUAACGGUUUUGGACAAUCGAAGUAUACAAAGCUAACAGUUUUAGGCAAAAUUUGGCGACCUUGGAAUAGACCCCGACAACGCCCCCAACCGUUCCAACUCCAACUCUGGUCCAGUUCUCAAAAAGUCCUCGUCAGUUGUAACUUUGCCGUCGCCACCUCCGGCUAUUCCAUUGCCCCCUCUUCCGGGUGGAAUGAAUGCGGUCCCACAGACACCCACUCAAGGCAACCGACCAAAUAGCAAAGAUGUUGCUCUAUCUCAAAUCCAGGAGGAUCAAGAAGCCCGAAUCCGUACUAUUGAGAAGCAUCUAUAUGCUGAGAAGCAACUUACCACCACUCUGGAAGAGGCUCUCACCGACUUAGAACGACAGAGCAACAAAGUCAAAUCUGAUUGUGACGCAUGGCGUAGACGUGCAAACGAGCUUGAAGAAGAGUUGAAGGUGGCUCACGAGAAGGUGAAGAAUGCCGACAAUGACAAGCAGAACCGCUGGAGCAUGCUUCAGGUCGAGGAAGAGCGAAAAAAGAGACAAGCUGCUGAGGUCGCCCGAGCCCAGUUGGAAGAGCGAAUGAACGCCAUUAGCAAGAAGAGCAAGAAGAAGGGAAGCCUCAACUGCUUUUAAACCCUAUUUUGCAAUGCCUUUGGCACCAGCGUCUUCUAAUCUUGUCCCCAGCCUUACUUGAAUAGGGCACAAUCUGGUUCUUCUGAACACACGGCUUUUGCGACGAUCUGAAUUUCAAUACACAUUUCCUUGCACUUUUCCUUCUUAGCACAUAAUUCUACUACCAUGAUACAUACCUACAGGAUUUUAAAUCUUGGUGGCGACAUCGGGCGGAAUAUUUGACGAAAGCAUGUUUCCUUGGAUUCGAUGGGCUCGCUGUAUUCAUGUUUUUGAUUUUCGUCGUUUGCCUCGAUUUAGCUUCCCUUUUUCUUUUGUUUACGAGCGAGAUACCACCUCUUUUUCGCAGGUUCUUUUUCGGCGCUGGAGCGCUACUGUGUUGUUUGUUUUGUCUCUUCUCCUUGCACUAAUUCCUUUGUAACUAACGAUUGACGGAGAGCUUCUUUUACCUCUCAUUUGAUGAGGGGUUUUUCUAAUGGGAGGUGGGCAAAAUUACUUUUGCGUUUCUUAUUAUUAGUCGAGUUGGAGCACUGGCUAGUGAGCUUCGGGGGGUGGAUGAAGAAAAUGAAGAUGGCCAUAGAAGGUGUCAAGAAAGGGGUAUAAAGAGGACCAAGCCCGAUGAGCCAUUAUGGAUUGAUGCUUGCAUGAUUCAUAUGGACCGAUUGCGGGAAUGGAGGGAAAGGGCUGGGGAGAAAGUGGAGGGGUCUAUGGAAGAGGGCCUCUUGUAGGUCGUAGGAGAUGUGAUGUGAUAUACCAAUAGAAAUGAGAUAUUUCGACCUUUCAGUGUG